CUUGGCAAUAGAUGUCUUGGUCAGAGAAGCCUUUUUUUUUUUGGCGCAACGAUCUUCAUCUGUGUAUUCGUUUAAAUCGGCAUUUUAAAAACUGUUUUACUUAGCGUGAGGACUUUACUCUUGCAUUCAGGAAAAUAAUCGUGUUAAAGUUAUAUUAUUGACUACAUCCAAGCAGAAAGAGUUAAUCAUAAAGGUUUCAAAUUUGGUGAAAUUAAUACCUGCGUGUCUCAUGAUGGCUCGAAUCUUGGUUCUGUUGCUGUGUACAUUGGUCAGUUCAAAGUAUAUCUCAUACGAGGACAACGACAAUCAAGGUCAGCCUCAGAUUCCAGACAGUCGCAAACAUCGCAAGGGAGACCAGCAAAAGCAGAAGCUGUUGGAGUUACUACGGCACGGAACUAAACCUAUAGACUCGGCCACCAACUUCAUGCUUGACCUCUAUGUGGCGAGCAACGCCGAAAGAAAUGGGAACGACCUUGACCUAAGCAGCACACUUUCUUCUGCUAAGACCAACUCUGGGACCCCUGACGUCACAGUCGCUUUGCCUAACGUUCCAGACAUGGUUCGUUACCCAAGACACGACACGGAUGCCGUUUUUUAUUUUAACUUUACCGUCUCUAAAGGUGACCAGGUCAAGGCCGCGGAGCUUCAUCUUUAUAAAGAGUCCUCAGGUGAAGAUCAGUAUCAAGGGGAGUUUACUCUAAGCCUAUACGAGAUACAAGUCACAUCUGACAGCGGUGCUAAGGGCAUUUUUCUUGGCGCUACAAGGACGACCGACCCGGAUGAAAGCGGAUGGAUUGUUCUGGAUGUUACACAAGCGGCUGAGAUCUGGGCCCUCUUCCCGCUCGCUAAUUACGGCCUUUACCUCAAAGUCACCGACUCUUCGGGACGCACCGUUGAUUACAGAAACAUUGGAUUAACAGACAAUGAGGGCCCAGUUCUAAACCAGCCGUUUUUAGUGGUAUUCAUGACAUCUUCAGGAGAAAGUAACUCUAAUUUCUGGAGCUAUCUUCCCAAGUAGAAGACUAGUGUUAAUACUGUUAAUAUAUUGAUCUACACACUGCUCAACUCAGCAAAAUUCAUGUUUAUUUGACAUUCGCUGCCAUGUCGUUCCUGGUGAAAAGCUGCAUCAUGGUAUCUCAAAAACUAUUUCAAGCAUGACUUUAUGGGAUGACCUUUAGCGCCGUGACUUUAAAGACUACUUUUAGUACCAUUUCAUUUCAGGAUAUGACAUUUAACGUAAAUAUCAACACCAUAAUUAAUGCACCUGACUUCAUCAGCAGGUCAUUUCAAGUGAAUGCUGAAAUAAUGAAUAGUGUUGAGA
Molecule: messenger RNA, 1321 nt
Organism: Biomphalaria glabrata
Lineage: Eukaryota; Metazoa; Mollusca; Gastropoda; Planorbidae
Product: protein 60A-like
Exons: 2
Coding region: 230-1018 (262 amino acids)
Biological process (GO): SMAD protein signal transduction
Cellular component (GO): extracellular region
Molecular function (GO): cytokine activity
Source: RefSeq, a predicted model, not a curated record